AUGGCGGACCAAGAAGGAAUCUACAGAACUGCGGAUCGUGACAAAAUAAUAAUAGUUGGUAACCAUCAUCAUCAAUCCUUAACAAUUGGCAUAACAAAUCUGGUAAUCUCAACAAUCUGGCAAUAUCGGAAAACCGAAAUAAUAAAUUUUAAUUUUGAUAAUCCUUCUAUUAUAACACGUGCAAUAAUGCACGUCUAUAUAAGAGGACGUGAAUGGGUAAGAAUAAAUAACCCCAGUUUUUUGGAAAAAGUUAAACUAAGAGGUAGCCAUAAAGAUUUCCAAGAAAUAAUAAUUAUUAUUAGUAGAGUAACGCGAUGUUCAGAUUCUAUUGAAUUCACUCAUAGCACUAAACUAAUAGAAUCACGGCAAAAAAUACCAAAUGGAAUGGGGAAAUGGGUUCAAAUAGAGUUAAAGCAGCUUACUGCUCAUUUAAUGGAAGAUCAUAACAGAACUUUCGGAAUUAUAGUUAAAGGAAAGGACUACUGGAUGCAUCGUUUUAUUGUCACAUAUGAUGCUACACAACACAAAACUUAUUCCGCUCAUAUUGAACUGUAUACAAAGGACAAUCGCCGAAUUAGAAGAAGUACUUCCCUAGACUGCCAAGAAAGUGAAAAUGAAGUACGCUGUUGCCGUUAUCCUUUAAAGGUUAAUUUCACUGACUUUGGAUGGCAUUUCGUUGUCGCACCAACUUCAUUCGAUGCUUAUUUCUGCAACGGAGAAUGUAAAGUUGGUUACUUGGAACAAUACACACAUACACACAUAGCUUCAUUAACCACAUCCGCUAAACCUUGCUGUUCUCCUACUAAAAUGAGUCCUUUAAGCUUGUUAUAUUUUAAUUUUAACCAAAUAUUAAUGCAUAGUACAAUACCAAAUAUGUCUGUUGAAAAAUGUAGCUGCUCUUGA
This is a messenger RNA of Teleopsis dalmanni, 903 nucleotides long. RefSeq names its product growth/differentiation factor 8 (gene myo). Gene Ontology annotation, cellular component: extracellular region. The record is from RefSeq and is a predicted model, not a curated record. The transcript is spliced from 3 exons. Lineage: Eukaryota; Metazoa; Arthropoda; Insecta; Diptera; Diopsidae. Gene Ontology annotation, biological process: SMAD protein signal transduction. Gene Ontology annotation, molecular function: growth factor activity; cytokine activity. Bases 1 to 903 code for a protein of 300 amino acids.